Molecule: messenger RNA, 1063 nt
Organism: Cornus florida
Lineage: Eukaryota; Viridiplantae; Streptophyta; Magnoliopsida; Cornales; Cornaceae
Product: F-box protein At5g49610-like
Exons: 1
Coding region: 344-898 (184 amino acids)
Molecular function (GO): protein binding
Source: RefSeq, a predicted model, not a curated record
AUGGGAUAAAAGUAUGAUAUGCAGCAAAAAUUGUGGUCAUUUUAGAUUAUAAAAAAUAUCAUGUAAAAAUUAAUAAAUUGAAUACAAAUUCUUCUUCUUUCCAUUCCACGCACAAGAAGAAGAAGCGACGAGGACCAUGGAAUUUAAAAAAAAAAUAAAAUAAAAUAAAAUAACCAGGGGUACGCUAGAAAUCUAAGAAAAGAAAGAGGGUUAUUUGUAAUUUUUGGUCUAUUUAAAAGCUGGGGUUGCACACUGAGACUCCAAUUGCUUGUUUUGUUCUAGGGUUUGCUUCUGCAAAACGUUUUGAGCUUGCGAUCGCUUCUCCCACACAGGCAAUCACGCCAUGGAAAGGCACAGAAAAAGCAGAAAAAGAGCAACCCUCCGUCACUCGAGCAAUAUCACUAAUGAAGGCUCAACAGCAAGAGGCCACCAAAAUCAACGAAAACAAAAACCAACAACAACAUUGUUGGAUCUUCCCUGUGCCAUUGUGAUGGACAUUCUAUCAGGACUCUCAACCACUACUCUCAUAAGCUGCAGGUGCGUUUGUAAAACCUGGUUCAAUUUACUCUCAGACCCUUUAUUUACCAAGAUUCGCCUUGCAAGACCCGACGUGAAGGAUGUUGUCUUUCGUGCUAAUGGAUCUACCUACUUGCUUGAGCUUGAAGAUGACUCCAACUUUGUUCAUCGGCCUCACCGGCCACUGAAGAUCAAUCCCGGAUUUGAUCACUUAAAAUUAAUAGGUUCUUGUAAUGGCUUGCUCUGUUUUUCGGAUCGGUUUUCAAGGGAAACCCUUUACAUAUGCAAUCCAAUUUUGGGUGAAUGUGUUCGUGUUCCCAAACGCGAAAGACUGAAACAAGACCCCUCUCAACCCAUUGGUGACUUACAUGUUUGGAUUUAGUCCGGCCUCUGGACACUAUAAGAUAGUAAGAUUACACAAUGAAUUCAUUUAUAGAUUACACAAUGAAUUCAUUUAUCAAAAACAAGAAAGAUUACACAAUGAAUUGGAGGCUGAGAUUUAUACUUUGGGAAGUGAUACAUGGAGAAAGAUUGGGAAUUUCCCGUU